Chenopodium quinoa (quinoa) is the source of this 2948-nucleotide messenger RNA. RefSeq names its product beta-taxilin-like. Bases 1317 to 2702 code for a protein of 461 amino acids. The transcript is spliced from 12 exons. Lineage: Eukaryota; Viridiplantae; Streptophyta; Magnoliopsida; Caryophyllales; Amaranthaceae. Gene Ontology annotation, molecular function: syntaxin binding. The record is from RefSeq and is a predicted model, not a curated record.
GGUUUUCAGCUUUCAGUGACGCGAUCUCAGUUUGUAAUUCACCGAUUAUAGGCUUUGAUUUUGAAUUUUCUCACUCCAAAUUGAGUUUCUCCUUCUCCAAAGCUUCAGUUUCGAUGGUUUUGAUGGGGCGGUCUAGAGUGGGAAACGGGAGAGGGGUGGGGUCACCGGCGCCGGAGGAUCAUUUGGGCGCCAGCAUGGGGAGGGGAAGGACUAACAGUGUGGGUGGUUGAGAAGGGAGGGCUGGUUGAGCCCUACGAACGGAAAUAGUAGCUAAUUAUGUGAAAUGGUAGCAAAACCUAUGUUUUUUGCUUUUAGGUAGCAAAAUAAAAUAAAAAUUUAGAUGAGUAGCAAAAGUCAAAGUAGUGUAUUUUAAUGGUAACAAAGGUCAAAAAUUUUCCUUAAUUAAUUUUUUUUACUAUGAUUUAUUUAUUUUAAUAUUAUCGAGUUGAAAUAUAGCUUGCUCAACUCGUGCUUGUACAAGUUACGAGUUGAGUUCGAGUCAAGUUCUAAUCGAGUCAAUCCGAGUUGCUCAAUUAAUUAGCACCCCUAAUUGUCAUCACUAUUACAAUAACAUUGUUACUCGUAUUAUAAUUGUUGUAAUUAGGUCAGAAACAAUUAAACUCCACUUUAGAUUGGGUCUCGUAAAUUUUAAAUUUCGGGACAAGAUUGGGUCUCGAGUCAUCAGGUAAUCUGGGUCAAGUAAUCAAGUAUAGGUUAGGAUUGUUAGGUCUAGUGUGAAUCUCAAUAAUGUGUGCAUAGACAAAAAGUAGACUAAGGGCCUUUUCCAAUUUACUGAAAACAAAUGAACUGAAUUGAUUAGAGUUGAAAUGAACUGAACUGAUUAUGAAAGUAGAAGAUUAGGAUAUGAAAUGAACUGAACAAAACUAAAUUAAACUGAAAUUAGGAUAUGAAAUGUUCUUAAGCAUUUCAUCCUUUUUAAUGUGUUUUUUUUUUUAAAGAAAUUUAAAUGAAAAGUGCUCUAACUCUGCUUAUUCCUCUAAAAUCAGAUAUUCACUCCUCCCUUCAAGAUUUACAGUACCAAUUUAUUCCAUUUUGAGUUUUUGAUGACAUCCAUUUUGAUCUCGUGCUUUAGCACGGGUACAGUUUUAAAAUAAGAUGAAACAAACGGACCCUUUAGAUCUGACGGUUAACAUUACUCUAUGCGUGUCAAUUAAUCUUCCUCCUACGUUUUAAAUUUUUUUUAUGCAGCACCCCUUCUUCCCCUCUGUAUUUUCCAUUGAAGCGCGUACUCUGAAACCUCCAUUGAAGCGGGUUUUGAGCUUUCUCUCCUCCAUUGAAGCAACUUCUUAGGCGAAAUGGACAAUUCAGCUGCAAACCAGCUUCCGGAAGUGGAUUCUUUGCCUGAUGGUUUUGUUGAGAGUGCUCCAGACUCCAUAGCUCCUGUGACACCAUUGAAUGAAAAGGAGAAAUCAUUAUGCGACUACAAAGAGAAUAAUUCAGCGGAACCGGAUAGUUCAAGUGAUUUUAGCUAUGAUGCAUCACUAAAUGGGUUUGUUUCAGUUGAAGGAAAAGGGGAAAAGGUGACCAAAGUUCGCACAUUUCCAGUUCCAUUGUCUGAGAAGGAUGGUUAUGAAGCUUCUGGAGAAUCUGCCAAUGUUUCUGAUGAUGGCUGCUUUGAGCAGAGAGAAGAUACUUUGGCAAUCAAAGCUGAAUCAUCUACCUCUGCUUCAGGAGGAUCUGAUUUAAGAAUGGGCAGUACUGAGAAAGAUAAAGGUCAAUCCGAAGUCCAAAGCGCUGAUAAAUCAUAUCUAGGGGGAUCAGAUGUACGCAAUAAUUCAAAAGAAGCACAGUCAUCUGAGAAUCUGAAAAACCGAAAGGAAACACUCGAAGGGAAGCGUAAAAGUUCAAAUCGUACCUUCAAAACUGAGCAGGAAUUUUUGGAGUUCACUUUAAAGUAUAAACAAGUUCUUACAGAGAGAGAUGCAGCUAUUGCUGUUCGAGACAAGCUUGAGUCAUUGUGUAGGGAGUUACAGCGUCAAAAUAAGAUGUUAAUGGAUGAAUUUAAAAGAGUAUCAGAGGAAGGGCAGAAUUUGAGAUCAGAUUUAUCUACCAAGUUCGAGGAUGCUAUAAAGGAUGUGAGUGUAAGGCUAGAAGAGCAGAAAGGAGAAUGCAUUUCUCAGCUGAAAGAGAAUGAAAUGCUAAGAGACAAAUUGAAGCAGCUUGCUGAUCAUUAUACUCAGUGUCAACAACAAUAUGCCCAGGAGCUGAAGCAGAAAUCACUAGAGCUUAAGAUUGCUGAACUGAAAGUUGAGCAAAAUGAGGAAAAAGUGGCACAUGAACAGGCUCAAAUAAAGGUAUAUGCCGAGAAAAUAUCACAGCUUUUGGAUACUGAAAAAAGUCUACGUCAACAAUUAACAGCUGAUGGAGAAAAAUUUCAACAGUUUCAAGAUGCACUGCUGAAAAGCAAUGAGGUUUUUGAAACAUUUAAGCAAGAGAUUGAAAAGAUGUCCAAAUUGACAAAAGACCUGAAAAAGGAAAAUACCUUCUUGAAGAGCAAAUGUGAGAAAUCAGAUUUUACUCUUAUAGAACUCGUUGAAGAGCGGGAACGUAUGAAGAAACAAUUGGAAAAGACAAAGAACCAAAAGGAAAAACUUGAGUCACUAUGUCGCUCACUACAAGCUGAAAGAAAACAGGGUUCAAUUGGCUCUAGUCAAGCUGAAUCUGUUCAAGUCCAAGAAUGAACGUUGUACUGACUCCUGUUUCUCGAGACUUUUACUUUGCGCCAUAGAGAUAUCCAGUUCACAAGUUUUUGUUGUAAAUUCCUUUUUACUUAACUUCAUCUGAAUCAAGCUCUUUAUCUCUUUUGUUACUUGAAAAUGAAAAUAUAGGAUCUGUAUUUUCAACUGUCUCGUCCUGUUAACUGCCUACUGGCUUUGAAACUCAAUAAUUCUUUUCCCUCAUAUUUGAAGACUAUCAGAUUUGUGCUA